GCCUGACAAUUUAUUUUUAAAGUCGUCACAAGCCCUACUUUAAAGCCACUCAAAUAUGUCGAUGAUGUUCAAUAUGGAAUGGGGCUACUUAGAGGCCCUCACGCGAGGCUUCAAAAACGGGAUGCUGAAGAACUCAGACUACCUCAACCUAACGCAGUGCGAGAGCCUCGAGGAUGUAAUGAUCAGCAUUAUUGGCACCGAUUAUGGGAACAUUUUCGGUGGGCACGGCGAGCCGAGUGUGGGGUUGAUCAACAUGAGGCUGCAGGACCGUCUGAGGCAGCAGUUUGACUACAUCCGCUGUCACUCUUCAGAGCCUCUGACCACAUUCAUGGAGUACAUCCGAUACCCGUAUAUGAUUGACAACAUUGCCAUGCUGAUCGCUGGCUUGAAUAACCGGCGGCCCAUGAAGCGUCUGCUUAAGAUGUGCCACCCUCUGGGUGUGUUUGACCAGCUUGGUGCCAUCGAGUUGGUUACGGACUUGUCGGAGCUCUUCGACUGUGUGCUUAUUGACACACCCAUCGCACAGUUUAUACCCUCGGAUAUGCCACGGGAGUCGUUGCGUGAAAUAGACGUGGAGAUCGUGAGAGCCAGCCUGUACCGGGCCUAUCUGGAGGGCUUCUACACCUACUGUUCUAGUCUGGGGGGCAGCACCGCCGAAGUGAUGACCAAUUUGCUGGCCUUCGAGGCCGAUCGCCGGGCUAUCACCAUAGCCGUAAAUGCGCUAGACAGCGAGAUUAGACCACCACACCGCAAGAAGAUGUUUCCCACCUGUGGACACCUGCCACAGGUGGCCCUGGAUCACUUAGCCUAUGCCACCGAUGCGGAAAAGAUACGAGAUGUGUGUAACAUGUACGAUGGAUAUGGCAAGUUGUUCGAUAUCUUCGACCGAGACACCGACGGCAUGAUUACUCUGGAGGAUCGCUUCCUCAUGCUGGAGGCCAAGAAGAACGCCAGCUCGUUUCUGCAGCAGUAUCACUUUGGCAUCUUUUAUUCGUUCAUCAAGCUGAAGCAGCUGGAGUGCCGCAACAUUGUCUGGAUUAGCGAGUGUAUCUCGCAGCGCCAGACGGACAAGGUCAACUACUACAUUCCCAUUCCACUGGACUAUUAAUCGUUGUUUUGCUGUAUAUCUAGACGAGAUUUUAGGUUAAUUAUAAAAAAUUGUUCAAUUUCA
This is a messenger RNA of Drosophila serrata, 1171 nucleotides long. RefSeq names its product Vacuolar H[+] ATPase AC39 subunit 2 (gene VhaAC39-2). Gene Ontology annotation, cellular component: proton-transporting V-type ATPase, V0 domain. The record is from RefSeq and is a predicted model, not a curated record. Gene Ontology annotation, biological process: proton transmembrane transport. Lineage: Eukaryota; Metazoa; Arthropoda; Insecta; Diptera; Drosophilidae. Gene Ontology annotation, molecular function: proton-transporting ATPase activity, rotational mechanism.